Messenger RNA from Calidris pugnax (ruff), 3285 nucleotides. It is a transcript of the gene CACNA1A, whose product is annotated as calcium channel, voltage-dependent, P/Q type, alpha 1A subunit. The transcript has 19 exons. Lineage: Eukaryota; Metazoa; Chordata; Aves; Charadriiformes; Scolopacidae. The record is from RefSeq and is a predicted model, not a curated record. Gene Ontology annotation, biological process: calcium ion import across plasma membrane; chemical synaptic transmission. The annotation marks the transcript as partial. Gene Ontology annotation, cellular component: membrane; neuronal cell body; voltage-gated calcium channel complex. Gene Ontology annotation, molecular function: high voltage-gated calcium channel activity.
GGGGCGCAGAGGAUGUACAAGCAGUCGAUGGCCCAGCGCGCCCGCACCAUGGCUCUCUACAACCCCAUCCCCGUCCGGCAGAACUGCCUCACCGUCAACCGCUCCCUCUUCCUCUUCAGCGAGGACAACGUGGUGAGGAAAUACGCCAAAAAGAUCACCGAAUGGCCUCCUUUUGAAUACAUGAUUUUAGCCACCAUCAUCGCGAACUGCAUCGUCCUGGCGCUGGAGCAGCACCUGCCCGACGAGGACAAGACCCCCAUGUCGGAGCGGCUGGGGAGGGUGGGGCUGCCGGGGGGCAUCCUGGCCACGGUGGGCUCCCAGUUCGACCUGCGGACGCUGCGGGCCGUGCGCGUGCUCCGGCCCCUCAAGCUGGUCUCGGGGAUCCCAACCUGGUUCUGCCCCGGCAGGUACUGGGCUUCCCUGCGGAACCUGGUGGUCUCCCUCCUGAACUCCAUGAAGUCCAUCAUCAGCCUCCUCUUCCUCCUCUUCCUCUUUAUCGUCGUCUUUGCCCUUUUGGGGAUGCAGCUCUUCGGGGGACACCCAUCGCCCGUGGCCUCGGGGCUGGGCUGGACACGGCGUGGGGCUUUGCAGGACGAGCAGGAGGAGGAAGAAGCCGCCAACCAGAAGCUGGCUCUGCAGAAGGCGAAGGAGGUGGCUGAAGUGAGCCCGCUCUCGGCAGCCAACAUGUCCGUCACCAUCUCCAUCCCUGGUUCCAUCCCUGACUUGACGGGACGCCCAGACACCCUCCUCAACGUCUUCUUGGCCAUCGCGGUGGACAACCUGGCCAACGCGCAGGAGCUCACCAAGGACGAGCAGGAGGAGGAAGAAGCCGCCAACCAGAAGCUGGCUCUGCAGAAGGCGAAGGAGGUGGCUGAAAUCCUGACGGGCGAAGACUGGAACGCGGUGAUGUACGACGGGAUCAAAUCUCAGGGCGGCGUCAAGGGGGGGAUGGUUUUCUCCGUCUACUUCAUCGUCCUCACCCUCUUCGGCAACUACACCCUCCUCAACGUCUUCUUGGCCAUCGCGGUGGACAACCUGGCCAACGCGCAGGAGCUCACCAAGGACGAGCAGGAGGAGGAAGAAGCCGCCAACCAGAAGCUGGCUCUGCAGAAGGCGAAGGAGGUGGCUGAAGUGAGCCCGCUCUCGGCAGCCAACAUGUCCGUCACCAUGAAGGAGCAGCAGAAGAACCAGAAAUCCUCCAAGUCGGUGUGGGAGCAGCGGACGAGCGAGCUGCGGAAGCAGAACCUGCUGGCCAGCCGGGAGGCCCUCUACAGCGAGCUGGACCCCGAGGAGCGCUGGAAGGUGCCCUACGCCCGCCACCUGCGCCCCGACAUGAAGACCCACCUGGACCGGCCGCUGGUGGUGGACCCCCAGGAGAACCGCAACAACAACACCAACAAGACGCGGCCGGGGGAGCCCCCGCUGGACCCCCGCUUCGCCCACCCCCGUCCCGAGGAGCUGCGCCGCCAGCCCCGGUACCCCGACCCCGGCGGACCCCGUCCCGGGGACCCCGAGGGCCGCCGUCCCCGCAGCGUCAGCCGCGACCCCGAGCGGGACCCCAGCCAGGAACGGGGCUACGGCGACGCCGAGCGCCUCAAAACCGCCGAGCGCCGGCACCGCAGCCGGGAGGGUCGCGCCGGGUCCCCCCAACACGAGCACCGGCGGCACCGGGGGAAGGAGCAGCAGAAGAACCAGAAAUCCUCCAAGUCGGUGUGGGAGCAGCGGACGAGCGAGCUGCGGAAGCAGAACCUGCUGGCCAGCCGGGAGGCCCUCUACAGCGAGCUGGACCCCGAGGAGCGCUGGAAGGUGCCCUACGCCCGCCACCUGCGCCCCGACAUGAAGACCCACCUGGACCGGCCGCUGGUGGAGCAGGAGGAGGAAGAAGCCGCCAACCAGAAGCUGGCUCUGCAGAAGGCGAAGGAGGUGGCUGAAGUGAGCCCGCUCUCGGCAGCCAACAUGUCCGUCACCAUGAAGGAGCAGCAGAAGAACCAGAAAUCCUCCAAGUCGGUGUGGGAGCAGCGGACGAGCGAGCUGCGGAAGCAGAACCUGCUGGCCAGCCGGGAGGCCCUCUACAGCGAGCUGGACCCCGAGGAGCGCUGGAAGGUGCCCUACGCCCGCCACCUGCGCCCCGACAUGAAGACCCACCUGGACCGGCCGCUGGUGGUGGACCCCCAGGAGAACCGCAACAACAACACCAACAAGACGCGGCCGGGGGAGCCCCCGCUGGACCCCCGCUUCGCCCACCCCCGUCCCGAGGAGCUGCGCCGCCAGCCCCGGUACCCCGACCCCGGCGGACCCCGUCCCGGGGACCCCGAGGGCCGCCGUCCCCGCAGCGUCAGCCGCGACCCCGAGCGGGACCCCAGCCAGGAACGGGGCUACGGCGACGCCGAGCGCCUCAAAACCGCCGAGCGCCGGCACCGCAGCCGGGAGGGUCGCGUCUUCGGCAACAUCGGCAUCGAGGAGGAGGAUGAUGAGUCGGCCAUCACCCAGCACAACAACUUCCGCACCUUCUUCCAGGCCCUCAUGCUCCUCUUCCGGAGUGCCACCGGGGAGGCCUGGCACGAGAUCAUGCUGUCCUGCCUGAGCGGGAAGCCCUGCGACCAGAACUCGGGCAUCAAGGAGGACGAGUGCGGCAACGAGUUCGCCUACUUCUACUUCGUCUCCUUCAUCUUCCUCUGCUCCUUCCUGAUGCUGAACCUCUUCGUGGCCGUCAUCAUGGACAACUUCGAGUACCUGACGCGCGACUCCUCCAUCCUGGGCCCCCACCACCUGGACGAGUACGUCCGCGUCUGGGCCGAGUACGACCCCGCAAACCGGACGCCGCUGAUGUUCCAGCGCAUGGAGCCCCCGUCCCCAACACAAGAGGGGACCCCGGGGCCGGACGCGGCGCCCACGGCCGAGCCGGGCGCGGGGCUGGCCACGCGCGAGGGGGGCCUGAAGGAGAGUCAGUCCUGGGUCACCCAGCGCGCCCAGGAGAUGUUCCAGAAAACGGGGACCUGGAGCCCCGAGCGGGGACACCCCGAGGACGUCCCCAACAGCCGCCCCAACUCCCAGGUGAGGGGCUGCACCAUCUCGGACGCCAGCCCCAUGAAGCGCUCGGCCUCCAUGUUGGGCCACCCCCGCGGCCGCGGCAUCCGCCUGGACGACUACUCUCUGGAGCGCGUCCCCCCCGAGGACGGGCAGCGGCACCACCAGCGCCGGCGCGACCGCGGCCACCGCACCUCUGAGCGCUCCCUCAGCCGCUACACCGACGUGGACACAGGUGGGACCCCCAUCCUGCCCCCC